AGGCAUGGUUUAGUGAAAGUGAAUUCUUUAAUGUUGUUUUUUAUUAUUAUUAAUUAUUUUGUCAAGUCUUUGAUAGGGUGUUCAACUAUUUCCAAAGCAGCAGCACAAGUUAGUGAUUUGAAGCUUUUACAGAGAUUCCAUCUUUUCCUGGACAGAGAUUUUCUUUCACUAUGGAGGUCCUUUUUAAGGUAAGGACAAGGACAAACAUAUAAAAAAAUGAAUGCCAAAAAGAAGAAAAGUGGGGGGCUCUACCAUCUACAUUUGCCUUUGGAGGAUCAUCUACAAUGGGAGACUGAAAAGAACAAGCAGAUGCCUAAGACAUCCAGAAACCACAGUUAUUGGCAAUGAGAACCACUGCAGAAAAGCUUGGGUUGAGAGAAUGUUGCAGGUUGAAGCAAAGGACAGAGGCCUGUCCCUAACAGUAAUCUCCGGCACCAUAACAGCGGCGAAUUUCUUAGCUUCAACCUCUUUAGCCUUGAGCUCUCUGAUUGGAGCAUGGAUUGGGAGCUCUUCACACAACAUCUUCAUGAGUAGCAUUACAUAUGGUGACACAAGUCCUGCCAUAAUUUCUAUCAAAUAUAUUAGCAUUCUGGCCUGCUUCCUGCUUGCUUUGGCUUCCUUUUUACAGUGCAUAAGAAACUUUGUCCAUGCCAAUUUCCUCAUCAGCAUGCCAGACAAUGACAUUCCUUUGGCUCAUGUGGAGAAGGCUGUGAUAAGUGGUGGCUUGUUCUGGACUCUGGGGUUAAGAGCUAUCUACUUUGCCACUACUUUGCUCCUCUGGAUUUUUGGUCCAAUUCCGAUGUUUGUUUGUUCAGUGAUUAUGGUGUUGAUUUUGCACAGGCUUGAUUCAAAUUCCACUCCAUUGCAUCAGUUCCAACCAGCCAAGAGUCAUAAUGUGCUCAGGAAAAUUGGUGAAGAAAACAGCAGAAUAGAAAGGGUUAUUGAGCAACAACAUGAAAGAUCACACAUGGAUGGAAGCAGAGCUCAAGGUUGAAACCAACAACCAGCAUCAUGUAAAGUACAAACUAAGAGGCAAUAAGUAUAGGAGAAUAUCUUUGGAGUAUAACACUUGAGAGAGAGAGAGAGAGAGAGAGGUCUGGAAAAUCACAUGUUGUGUAUGCUAAUUCCCAUCGUAACAUUUUUUUUAGUAGCAAACUUUGACAUGAUCUGAUUUAAUGGUUUUAAUGGUUUUAAUAAUUUAAAUCAUUUUGAAUU
This is a messenger RNA of Prunus avium (sweet cherry), 1215 nucleotides long. NCBI's taxonomy places the organism in Eukaryota, Viridiplantae, Streptophyta, Magnoliopsida, Rosales, Rosaceae. The record is from RefSeq and is a predicted model, not a curated record.